AUGAACAUACUGAACAGCCACCAUUUUUUGUACUUUCUGCCUACCACACGCCUUGUCAUCUUAUUAGCAGCUUUGACGACUGCUGAGGAUGUGACUAACAGCACUUUCAACCACACUGACAUGAACAUAGGAUCUGUGCCUGUGGUGAUCUCCCGCGUCGACCAUAUUAUAGUCAAGGAGGGGAGUAGUGCCUUGAUCGACUGCAAUGUCCAAGGUAGUCCUAGUCCACAUUACAGAUGGUACAAUUCUAAUGGCCGCCUGCUCCAAGAGGAGGAGAAUAAAGCAGGAAAAUGGUGGUUUCUUGACAAUGGGCUACUAAACAUUACCAGCGUGUCUUUUGAAGACAGAGGUAAAUACACGUGUGUCGCAUCUAAUAUGUAUGGCAGUGUUAACAAUACCGUGACGCUGCGGGUUGUUUUUACCUCCGGAGAUAUGGGAAUCUAUUACAUGAUUGUCUGCCUUGUAGCUUUUACCAUUGUUAUGAUACUGAACAUUACUCGGUUAUGUAUGAUGAGCAGUCAUCUGAAGAAAACAGAAAAAGCAAUCAAUGAAUUCUUCAGAACAGAAGGGGCAGAGAAACUCCAGAAAGCCUUUGAGAUUGCAAAGCGUAUCCCAAUUAUCACUUCAGCCAAAACGCUCGAGCUUGCCAAAGUAACCCAGUUCAAGACCAUGGAAUUUGCUCGCUAUAUUGAAGAGCUUGCUCGGAGCGUACCUUUGCCACCUCUCAUCAUGAACUGCAGGACUAUAAUGGAAGAAAUUAUGGAGGUUGUCGGUCUGGAGGAGCAAGGACAGAAUUUUGUACGGCAGACUGCAGAAGGCCAGGAAACCACUGAAACAGAUGAGCUGUAUAUGAUCCCGAAUGCUUUGAAGCGCAGUGACUCUCCCACAGCUGACUCUGACGCAUCGUCACUGCACGAGCCACCUCAACAGAUUGCAAUAAAAGUGUCAGUUCACCCGUUGUCCAAAAAGGACUGCAUGGACGGUCAGUCACAAGAAAGCAUGCAGUUGGACACCAAGGAGGAAGACACUCCUCAAACACCAGCACUUCCUGCAGAGCCCCCUCCUGAGCCUUCUGCUGAACUCAGUUCUGAUGACACAGCAUUGGCAAAUGACAAAAAUACAUGCGUUAUAUAUGAAAGCCAUGUAUGAUAGUUACUCCUGAA
This is a messenger RNA of Gymnogyps californianus (California condor), 1163 nucleotides long. It is a transcript of the gene MFAP3L, whose product is annotated as microfibril associated protein 3 like. The transcript has 2 exons. NCBI's taxonomy places the organism in Eukaryota, Metazoa, Chordata, Aves, Accipitriformes, Cathartidae. Bases 1 to 1149 code for a protein of 382 amino acids. The record is from RefSeq and is a predicted model, not a curated record.